Messenger RNA from Rhincodon typus (whale shark), 2517 nucleotides. RefSeq names its product RNA-binding protein lark-like. Gene Ontology annotation, molecular function: mRNA binding. The coding region runs from base 36 to 824 and encodes 262 amino acids. Gene Ontology annotation, cellular component: cytosol. The record is from RefSeq and is a predicted model, not a curated record. Lineage: Eukaryota; Metazoa; Chordata; Chondrichthyes; Orectolobiformes; Rhincodontidae. The transcript has a single exon.
GGGGUUGGGAGGGGACGGGCGAUCCAAGUGUCAAGAUGGUGAAGAUCUUCGUGGGCAACCUGUCGCGCUACUGCAGCCCGAGCGAGCUGCGCAGCAUGUUCGAGAAGUACGGCGAGGUGAGCGAGUGCGAGGUGGUGCGCAACUACGCGUUCGUGCACAUGGAGAAGCUGAGCCAGGCGACGCGCGCCAUCAAGGCGCUGCACCGGAGCAACGUGCACGGCGCGCACAUCACAGUGGGCGUGGCGAACGCGCGCACCCGCAACACCACCAAGGUCUUCGUGGGUAACCUGGCCGAGCCGGUGUCGGGCGCCGCCAUCAAGGAGCUCUUCCAGCGCUUUGGCCGGGUCGUCGACCUGGACGUGGCGCGCACCUUCGCCUUCGUCUACAUGGAGCAGGAGCGCCAGGCGCUGGCCGCCAUCCAGGCGCUGGACGGCACCCCGCUGCAGGGCCAGAACAUGUUCGUGCAGCUGUCCCGCUCCAACCCGAGCCGCGAGUCGUGGGACCUUGGAGGGGCCGGGGGCCCCCAGCAGCAGUACCGAGAGGACGCGGGCCCUUACCCGGCCUCCAGGCCUCCGCCCGCAGGCGGCCACCACCACCACUACUACUACUACGAUGACCAGCCCGGCUACUACGACCCAUACCGGGCCCCCCCUCCUCCGCCACCGCCGCCCCGAGGUGGGGGGCGGCCGCCCUUUGGGGCCGCUGCCUACCAGGACCACCGUCGUCCCCCUCCCGGCAUGAUGAGGCCUAUGCCCCCUCCGCCGCCGCAGUAUUUGAGAGCCCCUUACCUGAACGGCUACGGCUCCAGGCUUCGUGGUUACUGAAGAGUUUUGAGGGGUCGGUGGGGGUGAAGGCGGGGAGAGGGGUGGGAAUGUGAGGGGGCAGAGGGAGAUCUGUAGGUGGGGUUGGGGUAGGGCUGUCUUCUUGAUACUCCCUCACCCUACCUCUUUCUCCAUCUCCCUCCUCCUCCCCCUCUCCCCACCCCCCCCACCCCCCCACAACGCUGGCAGGCUUCUCCAAAACCGAGGAUGGGGGUAGAGAGAUAAUGAAGAUCCACUGACGUGAAUCAAACCCUUGUAGGGGUGUGGGGUGGGGGGGGCGGUGGAGAACGUGAAGAGAUCUGCCACUGGGAAAAGCCUUUGGUCUUGGGAAGUCGUGAAGGUCCCCAGGCACAAAGUGAGGAAGGUGGAGUCUAAGUCGCCACUGAAAGGUAGCAAUCUUGGGAUAGAGUGUUGUGAAUGUGUGGUGACGCAAAUCCAAGUCUUGGGGCAAGGGGGUGAGAGAGGCCUCAUGAAGAUUCACCACCAACACAUAAGGUUUGGAGGAUGUUUUCGCCAUCACUAAUGCUCUACAGAGGCCCUACUGCAAUCUCACAGCCCCCCGUUCAUUCUGUUCAGCUUUCCCCUUCUCAGUGGCAGGUUUCCCUGAUCCUUUUAUGUUUUAUGUUGGCUACCCUUCUGUGUCUCUACCAUUUCCCCCACCUGUUCUGCAAACCUGUUUCUCUGUUGCCAGGUUCCUUCCCUGUUUGAGGAGGGCCAUUUGAGUUCCUGCUUGGAAGAUAGUCACUCAUCAGCAGCGAAGAUUGUGUGGGUGGGGUGGGGUGGUGGGUUGGUGGAAUGGUUGUAGAAGGAACCGAGAUGACACCGAGCCGAGACAGGCUGCUGGAUUCAAUGUGACUUUCUCAAGGAGCAUCAGUCUGUCUGAUCCUUGUAGCUUUUGGAGCCAGCUAUUCUGCUUAUUCUCUGGGGGAUGGCUGUGGUCUAAGUUCAUUCGUUGACUUACAUUGUUCGCAGUGAGGGCUGGAAUUGGGACUCAUUCACGUCUCUGCUAUAGUGGGGGAUCCUUUAACUACAGUUUGGCUCUAGCUGACUGGAAUCACCUGGGGCUUUGGAGGAAAGGGCCAGAAAUGGGACUGGCUUUCUUGUCCUGAGGAAGUCGUCUAACUCCAUUGUCUGUUCAAGAUUCAUUGUUCUGAUUGUGGGUGGGGUGGGUCUGGUAAUGGGAAUUUAUCCAGCACUUGUAGUGGGUAUGUUCGUGGUUUAUUAAUGUCUUUGUUCACUGGGGAGGGAUCGAUUCCUGAAAUGGGAAUUAUUUGAGAUCUUAUGGGGGUGAAUUUCACUGCGAUUUGUAUGUAACUUGCAUGUUUUCAUGGCGGGGGGGAGAAUUGGUGGGCCUUUGAGCACAUGUAAUGAGGGUUGGGAUCCUUUGCUUAUUCACUGGGUUUUUUCUGGAAUGGGCUGUACUGAAACUUGUAACAGGGAACCCCAGUUGCAAUUUGCUGUGUAAUUCCUGGCUGUUUUCCUGUGAUGGGGUAGAUGGGUCUUCGUUGACUUGAUGCAUUGUGUACUUGGGGCUAGGGAAUAGUGUCUCUGUAAAAUGCUUCUUGGGGGGUGAAUUGUGAUGCGGUAGUUAACUUGCUUUGGGGUUUUUCCUGAUCUUUGAGCAUUGCUGUCUUUUUUCAAAGAAAACGGGCUCACUGUGCCGUUUUGUCAAAAUUAUAAAGCUAGUGUAAAGGUU